UCAAUUCAGUUCUCGUUGAUGAUACAAAGACCUCUCGCGUUGUGUUUCAGAAUUCCUUUUCUUUCCUACAGGAUAAUUUCGACUUCAACUCUCUAGCUACUUCCCAAUGGCUGCUACUUUUUCUUCUUCUCAGAAGAGCUAUGAUGUCUUCCUCAGUUUCAGAGGAGACGACACCCGCAACAAUUUCACUGCCCAUCUCCUUCAGGCGUUGCGCACCAAAGGAAUCAACACUUUCUGUGAUGAGGAUAAGCUCGAGAAAGGUCGAGUCAUAUCCCCUGCACUCAUUACAGCUAUUGAAAACUCCAUGUUUUCUAUCAUUGUUUUGUCGGAAAACUAUUCAUCUUCUAGGUGGUGCUUGGAGGAGAUGGUCAAGAUACUAGAAUGCAAUAGAUCCAAGGAGGAGAGGGUUCUACCAAUUUUCUACAACGUGGAUCCAUCAGAUGUGCGGAAUCACAGGGGAAAAUUUGGAGAAGCCUUGGCUAAACAUGAAGAGAAUUUGGAGGAGAACGGGGAGAGGGUGAAAAUUUGGAGGGACGCUCUGACUGAAGUUGCAAAUUUAUCUGGCUGGGAUUCAAGGAACAAGAAUGAGCCUCUGCUAAUCAAAGAAAUCGUUGGGAAACUUUUGAAGAAGUUGUUAAAUACAUCCACAAGUGAUAUUGAAGAGAACCUGGUUGGAAUACAAUCCCGCAUUCAAGAACUGAGAAUGCUAUUGUGUUUGCAGUCAGAUGAUGUUCGGAUGGUAGGAAUUUGUGGUAUGAGCGGAAUAGGGAAAACAACCCUUGCUAGAGCUAUUUAUAACCAAAUUUCCGACCAAUUUGAAGCUUGCUCCUUUCUUGAAAUUGCGAAUGAUUUCAAAGAGCAGGAUUUAACCAGUUUAGCAGAUAAACUUCUUUCUCAAUUAUUGGAGGAAGAAAAUCUCAAAAUAAAAGGAUCCACUUCUAUAAAAGCAAGGCUCCACUCAAGAAAGGUCCUUGUUGUUCUUGAUAAUGUGAAUAAUCUAACAAUAUUGGAACAUUUAGCCGGAAAUCAGGAUUGGUUUGGUCAAGGGAGUAGAAUUAUCAUAACUACUCGGGAUAAACAUUUGUUAAUUCAACAUAAAGUCGAUUAUUAUGAGGUUGCAGAAUUUAGGGGUGAUGAAGCUUGAUAAUUUCUGGUCCAAAAGUAAGCCCUAAGAUCUGGCGGGAUUCAUGAUGCUGAUUUCAGAGGUUUGGAAGCAUUAUGAUUUGCUGAUUUCAUGUCUUUGCUUUGCUGCUGCUGUUGUUGGAUCUGAUUGUCUAUUCUUCCAGAGGCAUUAGUUAUGAUGGAGUGAUUUCCAUCUUAUUAUAGAAUUAGUGUUCUGCUUUCCUGGUUGAGCAUGUUCUUCUGGUGUUUCCCUACUUACUUGGAUGAUAAUCAUAGGCUCCUUUGUGGUUGAACGUAUGCAUAGAAUAGAGAUAUGGGGUUCCGGCAGUGAUGAAAACCUAGGGCUGGAAUGCAACUAUUAUGGUUGAUGAUUUUGCAAUUUUUUUUUUUUUAAUUUAGUUCUUGAUAUAAUUUGGAUGA
Vitis riparia (riverbank grape) is the source of this 1542-nucleotide messenger RNA. RefSeq names its product TMV resistance protein N-like. The coding region runs from base 107 to 1144 and encodes 345 amino acids. The record is from RefSeq and is a predicted model, not a curated record. Gene Ontology annotation, biological process: signal transduction; defense response. The transcript has 3 exons. Gene Ontology annotation, molecular function: ADP binding; ATP hydrolysis activity. NCBI's taxonomy places the organism in Eukaryota, Viridiplantae, Streptophyta, Magnoliopsida, Vitales, Vitaceae.